Molecule: messenger RNA, 1240 nt
Organism: Achroia grisella
Lineage: Eukaryota; Metazoa; Arthropoda; Insecta; Lepidoptera; Pyralidae
Exons: 8
Coding region: 100-1212 (370 amino acids)
Biological process (GO): protein peptidyl-prolyl isomerization
Molecular function (GO): peptidyl-prolyl cis-trans isomerase activity
Source: RefSeq, a predicted model, not a curated record
UAGAUUUUCGAAAACUAAUUUUAUACACAAUAGUUUUUAUGGCUUUAUAUAAAUUUUAGUACCUAAUUAAAUUACUUUUCUUUGAUUAUUUUUGAAAAUAUGACACUAAUAGGCGCAAUUUUGAAGAAAGCCAAGUCCAAAGAAUGUGUAUCGAAGAAAUAUUCUUCUCCGCCUCCAGAACUUGAAGAAGCAGUGCUAAUGAAGAAAAAGAAGAAAGUAUUAGUGGAUAAGUUUGCUCACGUGAGGGCGGUAGUGGACUCGACCCCCCCGCGGUACUCCCCCGCUCUGAUGAUGCGUGCACUACCACAUUAUCAUCACCAGCUCCUGCAGAUCUACCGACAGAACAUACAGCUGCUUAUAGCCAUCAAGAGAACCCACUUCACGAGGGGUAAAGUGGACUGUCGUUGGAAUGAACCACCGUGCGCGGCCACCAACCAGAACUAUAAAAAUCGAGUGCAGUUUCUAAAUCGUGUGCAAACUGAAAAUCAAAAUAUAUACAAGCGAAUUGUUAAUGCUGAGGCUCGAGUGUCCAGUACAGCAUCAUUACGCAGAGAGUGGGGUCGGAACCGUCGUCAGAUCUUGCGUCGAGCACAGGCGCCGUUUGUGUUGUUCCCGCCUGUACCACAGCAGAUUAUAGAGGAUGCUGUAUUUAUAGCACCGACAGGCAUAAAACGACCACGGGUUUAUUUAUCGCUGCGCAUGCGCAACUAUGCUGCUCUCGGUGAACUGACCGUUGAACUCUUCACGGAGGUGUGCCCCCGCACGUGUGAGCUAUUCCUCACUCUGCUGCACGGGGAUGGACUCGGCCACGGCUACGUAGGCACCUGCUUCUUCAGGAAAGUUCCGAAUCUCUACUGGAGAGGUGGUGACGUGAUCUGCAACAACGGAUAUGGCUGCUACGCGCAGCGCGGCCGCACAAUGCCUGUUGGCGCUGAAAAUUAUCAUUUCCCACACUCUAUGCCAGGUCUACUAUCAAUGCGAGUUACUCGCGACGACGAGGUGUGCGGUGUCUUCAGCAUUACCUUCAAGCCACUGCCACAGUUUGAUCUGAAAAACGUCGUCUUUGGCAGGAUAAUACGCCCAUGUAAUGUGUAUGAGGCAAUACGAGAGUUAGGUUCACCGCUCAGUGUUCAACCGGUCAUCGAGUUGACAGCAGCGCGGCGUCGCGUCGGCCGUCGAUGGGUGUACGGACAACCUAAUACUAGAAUAUGACUCGAAUUUGAACCUAAUUUUUAAAAUG